CCUUUCCUUUUUCAUGUUUCUGUCUUCUUUACGUUCGAGAAAAGAAUAGCUUGGUACAGCCAUGAGGAAAAUCAGUCAAGGAUUGUCGCAUUUUCUGCUUAAUGCGACCAACACCGAGCAGUUUGUAAAGACCGCUCAGUUCUACAAAGCGCUCGGAUUCCAGGAAAUUCUCGGUCAGAACGACAAUGCCAUCACGUCGGAAAAAGUGUGGUUGAAACUGCAUGCCGAAGAAAGCUCACUAACUUCGGACGUGACUAUUAAGCUUGUCAUCGAUACUUCGGCUGUUCAACGAGAACAACCUCCUCAGGAUGUGGACUGGGCACUACACACCAGUGGCAUGGUCUUGACCGUGACAGAUAUUGAUACGAUCAAAGGCCAAUUAAAGGAACAAGGAGUGUUAUUCCAAGAUCAAUCAUCCACUUCUGCCAACGAUCGAAUCCAAUUGAUCGAACUCUAUGCUUUGGAUCCACUCAAUAACAUGAUUGUCUUUGCCAAUAAACCGGCCUUCCCGAGCCUCUUGGAUAAGCACGAUAUUCUGAGUCAAGGCGCCCCUACUGCUGUGAAAGCCGCUUCCCAACCCAGCCCUAAGCGCAAGAAAAUUGCCGUGCUUACUUCCGGUGGUGAUGCCCCCGGUAUGAAUCCCGCCGUACGCGCCGUCGUGCGUUAUGGUAUUUCAAAGGGUUGCGAAGUAUUUGCCGUUUACGAAGGUUAUCAAGGUCUCGUGGAUGGCGGAGAACGCAUUCGGAAGAUGGACUGGAAGAGCGUGCGAGGAUGGUUGGCCGUGGGUGGCACCACCAUUGGUACGGCGCGCUGCAUGCCUUUCAAGAAAAGAGAAGGUCGUCUUCAAGCUGCCCAAAACCUCGUAUCCAACGGUAUCGAUUCGCUCAUCGUAUGUGGCGGUGACGGUUCCUUAACAGGUGCCGACGUGUUCCGUUCGGAAUGGCCAGGCCUAAUUAAUGAGCUAAAAGAAUCCGGACGUAUUACUGCCGAACAAGCCAACACGUACCAGCAUUUAACCAUCGUAGGCUUGGUGGGCUCAAUCGAUAAUGAUAUGUCCAGCACAGAUAUCACCAUUGGAGCUGUAACUUCUCUCCAUCGUAUCUGUGAAAGUGUGGAUUCCAUCGGUACCACGGCCUUGUCGCAUUCACGUGCCUUUGUCGUUGAAGUCAUGGGCCGACAUUGUGGUUGGCUGGCAUUGAUGGCCGGUAUCGCUACAGGCGCUGAUUUCGUCUUUAUUCCCGAACGUCCGCCUACCAGUGAUGAUUGGGAAUCCGUCAUGUGCUCGGUUGCACAACGCCAUCGUCAGCUCGGCAAAAGAAAAACCGUCAUCAUCGUCGCCGAAGGCGCCAUUGACAGAUCGCUUAAACCCAUCAAGGCUGAAUACAUCAAGGAUAUUCUAAGCGACCGACUUGGUCUGGACACACGUGUGACGACCUUGGGUCACACCCAGCGCGGUGGUUCGCCUGCUGCAUUUGACCGUAUUCUUGCCACCAUUCAAGGUGUGGAAGCUGUGGAAGCCGUUCUUCGAUCCACCCCCGACACUCCUUCACCGCUGAUCGGUAUGAGCAACAACCACGUCACGACGGGUCCCUUGAUGAAAGCCGUCGAACUGACCCACGACGUUGCCAAAGCCAUCAGCGAAAAAGACUUUGCUCGCGCCAUGGAAUUGCGCGAUCCUCAAUUUUCCGAAGAAUUCGACGCUUAUUCCGCCAGCACCAUUCUCGAUGAUCAUUCCAUGAUUUUACCAGAACACCAACAGAUGCGUCUGGCUGUCAUCCAUGUGGGCGCACCUGCCGGCGGUAUGAAUGCAGCUACACGAACGGCUGUGCGUUAUGGAUUGAAUCGCGGUCAUACAAUGCUCGGCAUUUACAAUGGUUUCCCCGGCUUGGUGCGUGGUUCUGUGGAGGAAAUGAGUUGGAUCAAGGUCGAUGGCUGGACCUCGCGAGGCGGUUCGGAGCUCGGUACCAAUCGUGCCGUACCCGGUGAAUCUGUCGACAUGGGCAUGGUGGCUUACCAACUCCAACAAAACAACAUUCAAGGCUUGAUGAUAAUUGGUGGAUUUGAAGCAUUCACAGCGCUUCGAAAUUUGGAAGAAGCACGCGACAAAUAUCCCUCUUUGUGCAUCCCUAUAUGCCACUUGCCAGCUACCGUCUCGAACAAUGUCCCCGGUACCGAUUAUUCGCUCGGUUCCGAUACAUCCCUGAACGCUAUUACCGACGCCUGCGAUUCCAUUCUCCAGUCGGCACGAUCGUCUCGUCGACGUGUAUUCGUUGUGGAGGUGCAAGGUGGUCGAUCAGGCUAUCUUGCUGUGGAAGCCGGUAUUGCUACGGGCGCCAACACCAUUUACAUCCCCGAGGAAGGCCUUUCCUUGGCUCGCUUGCAGUCGGAUGUGCGCCAUUUGAUGGCUCUGUACUUGGAUGAUGACGCCGAUCGAUCCGAAGGUCGUAUUGUCCUGAGAAACGAAACAGUCAGCAAGACUUACACCACCGACGUGAUCAGUUCCAUCCUCAAGGACGAAGGUCAUGCUCUUUUCGAUUCACGUACGGCCGUCUUGGGUCAUCUCCAACAAGGCAACACGCCGUCUCCCAUGGACCGUAUUCGUGCUACACGUUUGGCGAUGCGCUGUGUAUGCUUUUUGGAAAAGCAUGCACUGGCCGUUCUCGAUAAUGCCUACCGAAAUGGUACGCCCAUUCCUGUUGAACUUACCAAAGACGUGGAAUCGGCCGCCGUAAUUGGUUUGUCCGGUAAUCAAGUCACUCAUCGCUCGGUGCCCAGUCUGUUGCCUGUCACCGAUCUCAAGAACCGCAAACCCAAAGAUGCGUGGUGGUAUGAACAUCGUCCGUUGGUGGAUCUUUUAUCAGGCCGUGGUCUCUUCACAAAACAAGCUCAAGAAUUGUUAUCUGAAUAAGUUAAUCCGUCUAUUUUUCUCUUGAAUAGCUCUCCCUCUUUCAUAGUUGCAAUAUUAAAACUUUUUCUCCUGUAAAAAAAAACCAACAACCAUGUCCAUUGCCAAAAAAAAAGAAGAAGCAUCCGCUAAAACAGACUUCCAACGUAAAUAAAAAGGCUGAAAUCCCAU
Messenger RNA from Radiomyces spectabilis, 3076 nucleotides. RefSeq names its product 6-phosphofructokinase. Gene Ontology annotation, biological process: fructose 6-phosphate metabolic process; canonical glycolysis; fructose 1,6-bisphosphate metabolic process. The coding region runs from base 62 to 2908 and encodes 948 amino acids. The transcript has 4 exons. Gene Ontology annotation, molecular function: identical protein binding; fructose-6-phosphate binding; 6-phosphofructokinase activity. NCBI's taxonomy places the organism in Eukaryota, Fungi, Mucoromycota, Mucoromycetes, Mucorales, Radiomycetaceae. The record is from RefSeq and is a predicted model, not a curated record. Gene Ontology annotation, cellular component: 6-phosphofructokinase complex; cytoplasm; mitochondrion.